Molecule: messenger RNA, 3140 nt
Organism: Arvicanthis niloticus (Nile rat)
Lineage: Eukaryota; Metazoa; Chordata; Mammalia; Rodentia; Muridae
Gene: Akap3
Product: A-kinase anchoring protein 3
Biological process (GO): intracellular protein localization
Cellular component (GO): sperm principal piece; cytoplasm
Molecular function (GO): protein kinase A binding
Source: RefSeq, a predicted model, not a curated record
GAUGUCACUCCCUAGUCCCAACAAGGAGGAGGUGCAUGGAAGGCUGGGGGAAGAAACAAGAUCCUCAGCUGAGUAAGAACAUCCCAGCAUCUUCAUUGACUUUAAACGUAUAUUCUGGAGUCUUCUGUGGUUCACUAUUCCAGAGCUUCGGAGGUUCUCCAAUUUUAAGAAAGAUGAGCUGCCUGGAAUUACAAAUGGGCAGGACUUUUAUAUUCACUCUUUCAACAGAAAAUUACUAAGCACCAGCUUUAAAGAGUCCUUAUAUAUUACAUGGCAGGAGGGGUGGGUAGACUUAGGGAUAGUGAAGACACCAAUAAGGCUCAUUCGGAGUCUUCCUUGUAUCUCAAAACCCAUCCUCAAUAAGGAUGGCGGAUAGGGUUGACUGGUUACAAAGUCAAAGUGGCGUUUGCAAAGUUGGUGUCUAUUCACCUGGAGACAACCAACAGCAAGACUGGAAAAUGGAUGCAUCAACAGAUCCUGUCCGAGUGCUCAGCUGGCUCCGCAAAGACCUGGAGAAAAGUACAGCAGGGUUCCAGGACUCGAGGUUCAAGCCUGGAGAGACUUCAUUUGGGGAGGAAGUGGCUUACCCAGUGGACCAACGAAAAGGUUUCUGUGUUGAUUAUUACAAUACCACCAACAAGGGCAGUCCAGGGAGAUUGCAUUUUGAGAUGUCUCACAAGGAGAACCCUCCCCAGGGCCUCAUUGCCCAUGUUGGAAAUGGAGGUUCCAUAGACGAAGUUUCCUUCUAUGCCAACCGCCUCACAAACCUAGUGAUCGCCAUGGCCCGAAAGGAGAUCAAUGAGAAGAUCCAUGGCACUGAAAACAAAUGUGUCCAUCAGUCAUUGUAUAUGGGGGAUGAGCCCAUCCCCCACAAAAGCUUGAGUACAGUAGCCUCUGAGCUCGUGAACGAGACAGUCACUGCAUGUUCCAAGAACAUUGCCAGUGACAAAGCUCCCGGCUCUGGAGACAGGGCUUUGGGGUCAUCACAGGGCCCUGGUCUAAGAUACACAAGCACUCUGAAGAUCAAGGAGAGUACGAAGGAAGGCAAGUGUCCAGACGACAAGCCUGGUUCUAAGAAGUCUUUCUUCUAUAAGGAAGUGUUUGAAUCUCGGAAUGCAGGAGAUGCCAAGGAGGGUGGGAGGUCCUUACCUGGAGAUCGAAAACUGUUCAGGAGCAGCCCGGACAGGCCUGAUGACUUUUCAAACUCUAUCAGUCAAGGGAUCAUGACCUAUGCCAACAGUGUAGUGUCUGACAUGAUGGUCUCCAUCAUGAAGACGCUGAGGAUCCAGGUGAAAGACACAACCAUUGCCACUAUUCUGCUGAAGAAGGUGUUGAUGAAGCAUGCAAAAGAGGUCGUCUCCGAUCUCAUCGACUCCUUCAUGAAGAACCUCCACAGUGUCACAGGGAGCCUCAUGACUGACACAGACUUUGUCUCAGCCGUGAAACGAAGUUUUUUUUCUCAUGGAAGCCAAAAGGCCACAGAUAUCAUGGACGCCAUGCUGGGCAAGCUAUAUAAUGUGAUGUUUGCCAAGAAAUACCCUGAGAACAUCCGGAAAGCCAGGGACAAAUCUGAGAGUUACUCCCUUAUCUCCAUGAAAUCACGGGCUGGGGACCCAAAGCUCCCAAACUUGAACUUUGCGAUGAAAUCAGAAUCAAAACUGAAAGAAAAUUUGUUUGCCACAUGCAGACCUGAGAAAGAGAAGACGUGUGCUGAAACUCUGGGCGAGCAUAUUAUUAAGGAGGGACUGAACAUGUGGCACAAGAGUCAGCAGAAAUCUCCUGGCUUGGAGCGAGCUGCAAAACCGGGUACCACUGCUCCACCGGAGGUCUCCUUUGAGUGCCCGGAUCCUAGCGAAGCAAUCCCUCCUCACCAACCUCAGCCACCAGAGAAUUUUGAAAAUUUUGUGUGUGAAUCAGACUCCUGGGCCAAGGACCUGAUUGUUUCCGCCCUGCUUCUGAUUCAGUACCACCUGGCACAGGGAGGAAGGAUGGAUGCUCAGAGCUUCCUGGAAGCUGCUGCCAGCACCAAUUUUCCCAACAAGCAGCCUCCUGUAGUUCACGAAGAGUGCAAACUUAAGCCUCCUCCCCAUAAGAUAUGUGACCAAGAACAAACAGAAAAGAAAGAUCUGAUGAGUGUCAUCUUCAAUUUUAUCCGGAACUUACUCAGCGAGACCAUAUUCAAGGGUAGCCGUAACUGUGAAUCCAAGGUACACGAGCAGACCAUUAAGGAAGAAGAGAUCAACCUGUGUGAAAGGCCUAUGACUCCAUGUGAAAGGCCUAUUACCCCGCCUGCCCCGAAAUUCUGUGAGGAUGAGGAGCCCACUGGUGGUCCCUUAUCUGGGCUAACCAAGAUGGUCGCCAACCAGCUAGACAGCUGUAUGAAUGGGCAGAUGGUGGAGCACCUGAUGGAUUCAGUGAUGAAGUUAUGCCUCAUUAUUGCCAAGUCCUGUGACUCUCCCUUGUCGGAGCUGGGAGAUGAAAAGUGUGGGGAUGCCAGCCGGCCAAAUUCUGCCUUCCCAGAUAACUUAUACGAGUGCUUACCAGUCAAGGGCACAGGGACAGCUGAAGCCCUCCUACAGAAUGCCUACCUUGCCAUCCAUAAUGAACUGAGAGGUUUGUCAGGACAGCCACCCGAGGGCUGUGAAAUCCCCAAGGUGAUCGUCAGCAACCACAAUCUGGCUGAUACCGUUCAGAACAAGCAGCUGCAAGCUGUCCUUCAGUGGGUGGCUGCCUCAGAGCUCAAUGUCCCUAUUCUGUACUUUGCUGGUGACGAUGAAGGAAUCCAGGAGAAGCUGCUUCAGCUCUCAGCCACUGCUGUGGAGAAAGGCCGCAGCGUCGGGGAGGUUCUGCAGUCGGUGCUGAGGUACGAGAAGGAGCGACAGCUGGAUGAGGCAGUGGGAAACGUCACGCGGCUGCAGCUGCUGGACUGGCUGAUGGCAAACCUGUGAUUGGGGCCCACCCGGUGUUCCUGCAGUGGACCGAGUCCCCGCCCCCUCAGCCCCCUCCCCGCCGCACAGAGCCCUAAAUUUCCCUCCGUACCACCCACACUAGACACGCCAUCUAAUGCUACUCACUGGAUUUUGCAGAUUUUCUUGUCCAUGCGAGCAAGGACAUAAAUUAAAGAUUACAGUUAAAGGGCA